This is a messenger RNA of Plasmodium malariae, 4293 nucleotides long. RefSeq names its product conserved Plasmodium protein, unknown function. The coding region runs from base 1 to 4293 and encodes 1430 amino acids. The transcript has a single exon. The record is from RefSeq and is a predicted model, not a curated record. NCBI's taxonomy places the organism in Eukaryota, Apicomplexa, Aconoidasida, Haemosporida, Plasmodiidae.
AUGUAUUCUAAGGACGAAAAUGACGAGAAUAACAAAAUAAACUUAAACAACUACAAAAACAUUCUGCAUAACAAGAAAAAAAUUUUAGGCUUAUUAAAUAAAGAUCCUUUAGAGAAAAAAGGAAAUUACAUAUUAGCAGAGAAAAAAGACAAUAAAGGUGUAGUGAGUACUAGUGAGUGUAAAAAGGGGCAAUCUGGAGGAAUAGAUCAAGUUAAGAGUAACUUGGAGGAGGUAGAAGAAGUAUUAGAUGAAAGUGAAGAGGAAGAGGAAGAGGAGGAAGAGGAGGAAGAGGAAGAAGAGGAAGAAGAGGAAGAAGAGGAAGAAGAGGAUGAGGAUGAUGAUGAAGAUUACGAAGUGGACGAGGAGGAGGAGGAGGAUGACGACGAUGAAUUUGACGAAGAAGAAUAUGAUGAUGAACAAAGAGAAAUUAAUUUUAACUCAUAUAAUAAUUCUUACUACGAAACAUAUAAUGAUGAAGAGGGUGAAAAAUAUCGAAACAACAUAGAACAAUUACUAAAGAAUAAAAAUCGGAACGAAAAAUGCAAAAAUAAAGAGGAAAAAAACGAAAUAAUGUUUGAAAAAUAUAAUAAAUUAUUAUCGAAUUAUAGAGUUAGAAAGGAAAAAUUGUCAAAGGACUAUAUAAAAGAUUGUAUAAAAGAUUGUGUCGAAGAAGAUAGCGCCAAUUCAUGUUGCUUCAGUUGCAAGAGUGAAGAAAGAAAUAAGAACAUGCCUCUAAAUGUACAAGCAGAUGUAAAGGAAAAUUUAAAAAGUCAUCAAGGUAUAAAUUGGAAUAACAGGGAUAGUAAUACAAAUAACAUUGAGUAUGAAGAAGGAGAUUUUAUACGUGAUGUGCUGGAUCGAAUUGAUGAAAUAUAUUACAAAGAAUCAAGAUAUAAAAAUUUAAAAAGUGUAAAUAAUAAUAACAACAAUUUGUGUAUAAAUGAUUUAAACUUAAAUUUAAUAAGCGAAUAUUUAAAUGUAGAUAUAUCCGUUUUUCAUAAAAAAACUACUAUUCUAUUACUAGGAAAUACACAAAGUGGUAAGAGUUCCUUUAUCAACUGGUUCAGUGAGACUUACGUGCAAAACACUAGUAGUCUUGCCAAGAAAAAUCAAAUUACCUAUGUAGACAUUAAGAGCAAUUUCAAGUUUCAAUUUAAUAAAUUGCAAAAUCAGAAUUAUCAGUUUGGGGUCGUGAACAGGUUAACAGAUGAGGGUUACGGCCAUUAUACGGGGAAAGCGCAAUAUUAUGGAAAAGCUCAUGCUAAUUAUGAUAGCACGUAUGGCGGCAAGUAUGGAGGCACUUAUGAAAACACUUGCGGUAACACUCGCGGUAACACUCGCGGUGAUCGUUACAUAGACCAUGAUAUGAAUGGCCCCACCCACCAUAAUGUGGAUGACCACUGUUAUAAUGAGAAUGAUUCUUGUGGAGGAGGGGGGAAAAAAAUCAUGUUUUCAGGAGAACAUUGUUAUUAUUUGUUCAAGCCCUUUCAACAACUACGAAAAAAAGGGCAUGAUAUUAAAAAAUAUAUAUAUGGAAAAUUAUACUAUCAAAAUAAUUUGACUAAAUAUAUGAACAGAGUAAACUCAGUGUCUUUUAUUGAUACUAGCGGUAUUGAUGAUGGAAGUGGAAUUGAUGAUAUGAGCAAUGUAGAAUAUGAUGAAAUUAUUAUGAACUUAUCAAAAUAUGUUGACCUAAUAUUCAUUUUUGUUGACUCGAAUAAAUUUUCAAUAAAUAAUAGACUCUUAAGAAUAAUUAAUUAUUUACUAGAUAAUCAAAUAAAUAAAGUUACCAUAUGUUUAACUAGAAUAGAUAUAAUUAAAAAAAUAAAUCUAUACAGAGUUGUAUUUUACCUGACUCAAUACUUUCUUAGAAAUCUGAACAUUUUUAAAUAUCAGUCCUUAAAUGAUACUUCAAAUAAAAGAAAGGAGGAUGAGGAAUUUAAUGACUACGAGGAUGAAACUAUACAAAGACAUGGAAAAAGCUUUUUUAACAAAAACAAAAUGGAAAAAAUAAAUAUAUUAUUUAAUAGAUCAAUCAGAUCCUUUCAAAAUGUGCUCCUCUUUCCUAACAUGCUAGCUAAAAUGAUAACAAGCCAAAAAAAUACCACUGAAAAAGGAUCUAUAAAAAGAAAGGGUAUAAAUGCUCCCAGUUCUGGCUCAUACUAUUUGAACAACAUUACAGGGGAGGACGGGGUAGAAGAGAAGUCCCCAUUUAGUAGAUACACCAGCAGAAGAAGCGCCGGCCGUUGGAUGGGGGGUUACGAUCAAGCGGAGGUCGAAGAAAAAGACGAAACUGAAGAAAACUGCGGAGUAAUGAGUGGACCAAUCCGUGCAGAAAGCACAGUGAGAAUAAAUGCCGGAAAAGAGGAAGAAAAAAAGGAAGAGAAAAGCAUACUUAAAAAGAUCCUAACCACAAGCUACAACUCGUUUAAAGAAAAGAUAAUGGGAUCAGAAGAGACGGACCAAAAUAGUAACAAAGCUGCUAAGCAUUGGAGAAGACAGGAGGAUACAACUCAUCAUGGGGGUCAUUUCAAUUACAACGAUGGACAGAAUUAUGAAGGAAAUUUUGUAAGGAGUGAUGUAAAAAAUGAAAGAAAUGAUGUAUUUGCAAAAGUUUACAAAAGGAAUAAUCAUCAACUAGAAUAUGUAGAAAGAACAAGUAACAGUUACCAAGAAAGGGAUGGUAUUAUAAAUGAAUUAAAUAGAAGCAAACAUGUAAAGGAAAAUAAUCGUCUAGAGAAUAUAUUUGAAAAGAAAAUUAACUAUAGUGACGGUCUAAAGAACAUGAGCAUCUUUUUAUUUGUAUUAAUGUAUGAAGUCGUAACAACAGUUUAUAGCUUAGUCCAUACCACAAUAAAUAGGUACAUCACUGCGAAUGGCAGUAGGAGGGUUGUUAACGUAGAAAAAAUGCAAAAGUUGGACAACGCACACAAAAUGAGAUAUAUCAACCCGGAUGAUGCCAUCACUACUGGCACCAGAAAGAGAAGUAGUAACAUCAAUAACAAUAACAAUAUCAAUAACAAUAUCAAUAGUAAUAACAAUAUCAAUAGUAAUGGCAACAGAGGUGAAAGUGCAAGUGGAAGUAGUAAUGGUAAUGCAUAUAAAAUCCUCGAAUUUUUAACUAUAUAUUUACCAGAAAUGCCUUAUGAUUUAUUAAAAAGAGAGAAGUGGAAAUACGAAGAAAGUAAUAUUCAUUGUAACCACGAUAGGAGAAAGAGGUUUAGCUGUAAUAUACAGUAUGAACAUACAGAAUAUACUGGAAUGAUGCAAAAUGAUACCACAAACUAUAAUACACAUGAUGUUAUAAAUAAUAAUCGUUUUAACAAAAAGAAAAAUUAUCCACAGAGGAGAAGCAUACCUGAAGAUUUUAUCCUCCUUAGUAAGGGAAAUAAGAAUAACAAUGAUGACUGCUACAAUGAUAGUAUUGAACAUGUGUCGUAUAUAAAUAACAAUAAAUUUCGGGGUAUUAAUGAAAUUAGCAGAAAUUCUUACAUAACAGAUAGUGUAUAUAAUACAAAUAAUGAAAGGGCCUCUAACUACCUUGUGGAAAACGAUCCAAGGGAAAGCUCCCCUUACUCAUCGAAAGGGAAAUACUACCACGUAGGUGAAGAAGCGAGACUGCAUCAACGAGUGCACCAUCGGGAUCAUCCACAAGUCCAUCCCCAAUAUGAACCGAGCAAUUAUCCUUAUACGCACUCAAAUAACCGAAACUUCAACUACAUGCGAAUGAGAAAUGAAGACGUGAAAGAGUUAAACAUGAUUCAUGAAUUGUUGUUCAAAAUCGACGAAAGCAUAGAUUUAAAGACUAACCAAAGUAUAUAUAUGCUUAAGAGAGACCUACAGAAUAUUCAAAAUAGUUGCUUAAAGAAAAUAUCAGAUAAUAAUGAAAUAAUUAAAAAAAAUAGAUCCUUACGAAUACAAAAUAUAAAAUUUUAUUUUUUCAAAUAUAUGGCUAUAUUUUUUGGCUUUAUCAUAUCUUUACUCAGAUAUGAUUUAUUAGUAUACUUUAAUUUCAUUAAACCUGAACUAUUCUUUAGUAUUUUUUCUAAAUACUUUCUUUUCUUAGCAUCUUAUAACAAAAAUUCCCUCUUCAUAGCUGUCAACAUGCUAUUAGUAGUGGCUUACUUUGCUUUAUACAUUCGCUACAACCGAAGAAACUACUUCAAAUCUUUAGACAAAAGCGAUUUAAAUAAAUUGAAAAUUAUUUUGUUGUUCACGCAAAUAAUUUUUGACGAAAUUAAUCAGCUCCACUUAAAGCUCCUCGGAAGGACGGAUAAGGAUGUGCGCAGAUGA